This is a messenger RNA of Melitaea cinxia (Glanville fritillary), 2879 nucleotides long. Its product is annotated as toll-like receptor 3. The transcript has 2 exons. Gene Ontology annotation, molecular function: protein binding. The record is from RefSeq and is a predicted model, not a curated record. Bases 1 to 2811 code for a protein of 936 amino acids. Lineage: Eukaryota; Metazoa; Arthropoda; Insecta; Lepidoptera; Nymphalidae.
AUGAUUACCAAAACACUUUUACUUAUUUUUAAUUGUAUAUUCGUCUCUGUUCCUAUUUUGUACGUUCCAAAUAAAUCCAACUUUAACGAUUUAAAUCAAAAAACAUUUCUUCAUGUUUCAGAUUUCAUCAUCAUUGCAACAUCACUGCUAGUAGUUAAUUGUACUAACACGUGCACCAUAACAAAUGAAAUUUCAAAUUGUGUAUAUGAAGUUAUAUGUGAAAAAUUUGCUGGAGGCGCAUCAAACCCAAGUUGCAGCUCUGAAGCAUACGUUACUUUCACAAUGAGAAAAUCUACAGUUGAAAUACUUAGUGCUGGAUUUUUUGGACCGACAAACUUUGAUGUUCGAGUUAAAGAAAUCAGAGCGACUGAUAAUAAAUGGACUAAAAUUUCAGAGCUAGCAUUUAGAUAUUAUACUAAGACUCAGAUAAUGGAUCUAUCAAAUAAUCAAAUAAAGAGCAUAAAUAAUUUAGCUUUUAAAGGCUUACAAUCACUUCAAUCACUAAAUUUGUCGAAAAAUUCGAUUAAUGAUCUUCAAUCGAUGUCACUGGUUACAUUUGAUAAUAAAGAUUCGGCAGUUACUAGCUUAGACCUUUCAUACAACGAACUCGAAAGAAUGCCCUUUGAUAUAUUUCAGUAUUCGAGUAAUUUAAGUGAAUUGUAUUUACAAAAUAAUAAACUAACUGUAUUAUCUGAUGACAUCUUUAGAAAUUUGAAAUCGUUAACGAUCUUAUAUUUACAAAAUAAUUUAUUGGCUGCAUUUAAUAUGACUUUAAUAAAUUUAAAAUCUUUGAAAUAUUUAGACGCGUCUUACAAUAAUCUUACACACGUUUUCGGUUACGAACUUAACCGUUUGACGGCUUUGAUAGCUGUUAAUUUUUCAAAUAAUGCAAUUGAGACAAUAGAAUCAAAUUGCUUCAACCAAGCUUUUAAUUUAGAAAGUCUUGAUCUCAGAAAUAAUAAAAUUACACAAGUGAUUGAUAAUGUCAUUUUUAUAAAUAAUGUUAAAUUAAGUUACUUAAAUUUAGGACAAAACCGUAUUACUAAAAUUCAAGAUAAUGCAUUUAAACAUAAUAUAAUAAGUAAUAUUAAUUUUGAAAGUAACAAUAUUACAGGUGUCAUUACAAAAUUCACAUUUAUUGGUUUAAAAAAUGUGCCUGCACUUAGCCUCUGUAAUCAAAGUAUCACAACUAUUGAAGAAGGUGCUUUCAUUGAUAUGAAUUCCUUAAAAAAUUUAAAUUUAAGUCGAAAUUAUAUAGAAAUAAUAGAAAAAAAAUCAUUUCAGGAAUCAGGUAAUAUGGAAAUUUUAGAUUUAUCCUAUAACAAAAUAGCUAGACUUGAUUUUAUUAACAUGGUCUUGACAAAUAUAACUGAAUUGUACUUAAACAAUAAUUUACUAACGGAAAUAGCAUCAUACGAUUUCAAAAACCAGACUCAGCUGAAAAUAUUAGAUCUAACGAUGAACAAUAUUAAAAUUAUUAGUAAAUACUUUAUGCCACUGAAUAAUUUACAAUAUUUAAAACUGGCUGGGAACUCACUGACUGGCACCAUAACUUCAGACACAUUUAGUCCCGCACAUUAUCUGAGAUACUUAGAUUUGAGUAACUUUAACAUUUCAAAAAUCGAAAGUAAUGCAUUUGUAAACAUGUCCCGCUUGGUGCGGCUUAAUCUGUCAAAUAACAUUAUAGACGAAAUCGCUCCGAAUAGCUUUAAAAAUAUCGAUAACGUCUACUCUUUAGACUUAUCACAUAAUAGAUUAAAAAAAUUAGAGUUGACAGAACCAUUACCAAAUAUUAAAGCAUUUUAUCUGAACAAAAAUAAUUUAACGAUCCUUCCAAAUGUAACUAUGAAUGGAUUGUUAUAUUUAGAUUUAUCUCACAAUGACUUGAAAAAUUUAUCUGGAGAUAUGUUCAAAGACAUGAAUAACCUUAAAGCACUACAUUUGUCACAUAAUAAUUUAAAAUCAAUCAAAAAUCUUUACGCGAAUUCAUUGUCAAAAUUAACAGAUUUAGGGUUGUCUAAUAAUGAAAUAGCUUCAAUUAAUUUGAGCUACUUUAAAGAACUAAUAAGCUUAGACGUCAGCAGAAAUAGUAUUAGUUUUAUAAAUAGUUCAUUUUUGGACGGUCUCGACGCUUUGCAAUCUCUUGACAUCAGUGGCAAUAACAUAACAAAGAUUCCACCAGGAACAUUUCAAAAUAUUAAAAUUUUGAAACUUUUAAACAUUUCAUCAAAUCACAUAUCCCAAUUGAGAUUCGGUAGUUUCAAAGGCUUACACAGAACCGAAGUACUAGAUCUAUCGAAGAAUGAAAUCGCAGAAUUAGACGUAAGCAUAUUACACGAAUGCUUGGAAUUAAAGAAACUAAUUAUCGACUACAAUAAAAUAAAAGUUUUGGAUAUUGAAAAAUUUAUCAUUAUAUUACCGAAAUUGAGGUUGGUAAGCGUAGGAGGCAACCCGUUAGCUUGCAAAGAAAUCGUCCUUAGUAUAAGGAAUAUCAAUCGUACAUUACCUUUUCAUCCUUUAGAAGUUACAUCAAUAGAAAAGAUUUACCAUGAAGAUAAUGUGUAUGGUAUAAAAUGUGGUGAUGUCAUCAACAGUACUUCUGAUUUUUCUACUAAUAAGCCAAUCGUUGAUAAUAGCAAAGAGGACAGUUCUAGUUCUCUUUUCACUGUAGUAAUGAUAUGUUUUUUGUUGUUAAUAACGUUUUUUGUAUUAGCUGGGUUAGUGUUAUUCUUUUUUAAACGUCAUUACUAUAAUAAUAUGUAUACAACAGAAUCUAGAUUACAAAUGGCACCAAUGAUAAUUUCUAACUAGCCUGAUAAAAAAUUAGAUUUAUAGGAAUAUAUAUAUAAGCAAUAAACACAUUUUUUUAUUUAAGACUA